AAUUGAUGCCUCCCAUACGAUAGGAGUGAGUGACCAGUAUCUAACAGUGACGCAAGACCAGGAUUCAGAACCUCCAAAACAACCCCAACAGAUCAGUCUAAGCGAAACAAACUAUGGGCACAAAGACGCCUUCAGGCAGGAGGAUCCCAGUGGUGGAUCUUGGUCAGCUGGGUUUGGGGUGGGACAAGGAGACCAGCCAGGAGGAGUGGCAAAGGGUGGCGAGAGAGCUACAUGAAGCCUUCACCGAUAUUGGCUGUGCUUACCUCACUAACCACGGUGUUCCCGACGACCAGGUGAGUCGUUUACUCUCUUCAGGUAUGGACUUCUUCUCCCUGGACAGGAAUAUAAAGGACCAGUUUGCAUAUAAUCUGGAGACCAACUCUGGCUUCAUUAGCGGAGACAGAGAACAGUGA
Molecule: messenger RNA, 413 nt
Organism: Cherax quadricarinatus
Lineage: Eukaryota; Metazoa; Arthropoda; Malacostraca; Decapoda; Parastacidae
Source: RefSeq, a predicted model, not a curated record